AUGCUUCGCGAUACGGACGGCUCAGACGACGAGGGUUAUCAGGACCCCCAGCCAGGCUCCAGGAAACGCAGCAGUAGAGCUUGUGAUCAAUGCAGGAAAACAAAGAGCAAGUGCGAGCGACCUGACGGGGAAGCUCUACCAUGCAAGAGUUGUCUUGCGAGCGGCACAGCUUGCACUUUCUUAGGUCCAAGUUACAAAAGAGGCCCUCCGAAGGGCUAUAUUCAUGCUAUCGAGCAGCGAUGGCAUCAAGUGGAAUGUCUAAUCGGCGCGCUGUUGCAAUGCAACGACCCCCGAGUACAAAGCGUGAUACAAGACCUACGGAGGGAUAACCUCGCCAGUGCAAUUCUUGAUAGGGUUGACACAGGACCGUAUGGGCCUUCUGGGAGACAGCAUACGACGCAAAAGUCCACUAAGGAGGAUUUCUUUGCUACGAUUAUGAAGAGUAGCCAGGGGUCGGGCGGGGAUGCGUCGAGGACACGGAGACAGUCACGAGUUUCGAGGGAAAUUGUGUCCUCUACACAAGACCAUGAUCUUUCCGUUGUUCCGACGCUCGACUGGCAAGACAAACUUGCGUUGCGGUUAGGUUCAACACAUCCCCAUCCCGAUGCGUACGGCAGCCCUGUCUCCCCCGGUGCUUCUCUCGACACAUACGGAGUUCCACAUUCCCAACGCCGCCGUUUAGACGAGGGAACAUUAGAUAUUAUGGCACAGCAAGCGCAGUCACCAAUGUCUACCCAAGAGUCUACUAGUAGCUAUGAACCAACAGAUGCUAUGGGUCAACUCUCCCUUGAUGAAGAUCAGGAGCUUCGAUAUCACGGCAAAGCUAGUGGUCUCCACCUUUUGAGUCGGACCGAUAGAACCGAUAAUAGAAAUGAGGGGGGCAUCUGGAAAAUGCCCAUGGCGCGAAUGUGGCCUCCGUCCCAAAAUGCGAACUUGUACUUUGGGCACGAGGAGGACGUUGACGUUAGGCUCCCCCCAAUCGAAGUCCAGGAUCGGCUCAUUGAGUUAUACUUUACAUACAUCCACCCCCUCUUCCCGGUUCUGCAUCGAAUACGAUUUAUGGAAGAGUAUGAACUAAAAUUACUCGAGACAUCAAGGAAUAGCCCAAGCUCUACCACGAACCCCACCAAGCCCGACUUCUCUCAGAAAGUGUCGAAGCUACUCCUCCUUGCUAUUUUUGCUAUCUCUGCCCGUUUCACCUGCGACAGAAACCAAACGACUGCCCGGGGUGUGAUGUGGGAGGAGGGUUGUGAAUAUCUUGACAGUGCGCGAAAGAUAUUAAACCAGGUUUACCAUCGUUCGCGGUCGCCAACUGUCCAGGCUCUGCUCCUCCUUGGCUACCGAGAAUUUGGGAUCGGCUCCAUGGAACAGGCUUGGAUCUUUCUUGGCAUGGGUAUUCGUAUGGCCACAGACUUGGGUCUGAAUUGUGAUUCCGGAAAAUGGAGGAGAAACGGUCGUGAUUUGCUGACCCCCGAGGAAACUCAGACGAGACGGCACAUAUGGUGGACUUGUUGUCUUGCUGAUGUGUAUGGAUCAGUGUAUAUGGGGCGACCGGUGGCUAUCCAUGCAAGUGAUUACGAUGUCCCAUUACCGGACGUUGACGAGGCUGAGGACCGCAUCAUUUGGGAGCCCCCACAGUUUGAGGUCAUUAAGCCCAAUAUUCCUCCGUGUCCUGGCUUCUACUCCGACUGCUUCCUCGCCAAUGCCACGCUGUCCGUUAUUGUUGGCGAUUUGAUCGGGCAGGUGUACCCUGUCCGCACCGGUCCACAAAUGGACGCGCAUUCCGGGUUGGAAGCGCGGCUCGCUCAGUGGUAUUUGCAGCUGCCCCAGCCUCUCCGGUAUGAUCCUUCGAAUAAGCGGAUUACUCAACCACCGCAUAUUAUUACACUGCACGUGCGUUAUUGGGGCGCAGUGCUUUUGCUGCAGCGAGCAUUUAUCCCCAAUUGGAGCACUACUGGGCCAGAUAUGCAUAGCUCGACGCAGGAACUGAAAGCCUUCGACCUUGCACAAAGUGCAGCUAGUCAUAUCAGUACAAUUAUUACAUCUUUCCGCGAGACCUUUACCAUGAAGCGAACAUCCCCUUUCUUAACGUCGUAUCUAUUAAACGCAGGCGUAAUGCACAUCUUGACAUUGACGCUUCGAUCAUCGAACCCUCAGGCGACAUUGGGACUUCAACAAUGUCUGAGUGCUUUGGAAGAUAUGGCGAUUGUGUGGCCGAGCGCAAGCCGUGCUUGGGAUUUGCUCAAUAAUGUGAAACUCGGUUUCGACAAAGUACACACCAUGCCCCCACAAAAUAUGGCAAGAAACAAACGCUUAGCGGAGGAUGCGUUCGCUCAAGAAAGUACACCAGAGGCACCUUCUUCUUUCGACCCAGCUGCUGUGAAUGGUGUACAAGAUCUCAACAUGCGCAUCAUGGCCCACAUGCUGGGACUUGACAUUCCUGGCAUCGAGGCCUCUACCUCUUUUUAUCCUGGGUAUGAAUGGUGGCCCCGUACCAACGAAGCAAUGCCACCUGGGGCAGGUCCAUCGACCAAUGACGUCGGUAAUCAAGCCAUUGCCUACCCCCAUAAUGUCCCUCAGCCGCAAAAUACUCCUUCGACGGGAUGGCUGAUGAAUGACACUGAAAAUCCUCCAUAUCGAUUCUAUCCGGGCUUGUAA
This is a messenger RNA of Pleurotus ostreatus (oyster mushroom), 2658 nucleotides long. RefSeq lists its product as uncharacterized. Gene Ontology annotation, molecular function: zinc ion binding; DNA binding; DNA-binding transcription factor activity, RNA polymerase II-specific. Gene Ontology annotation, biological process: DNA-templated transcription; regulation of DNA-templated transcription. The record is from RefSeq and is a predicted model, not a curated record. Bases 1 to 2658 code for a protein of 885 amino acids. The transcript has 24 exons. NCBI's taxonomy places the organism in Eukaryota, Fungi, Basidiomycota, Agaricomycetes, Agaricales, Pleurotaceae.